Linum trigynum is the source of this 2713-nucleotide messenger RNA. The record is from the annotation of a GenBank genome assembly. Lineage: Eukaryota; Viridiplantae; Streptophyta; Magnoliopsida; Malpighiales; Linaceae.
GUUAAAGAAUAUAAUUUCCAGAUUAAGCAACAUUGCUUGACUGGCGUUUGGUGAGAAGUAGAUUAUGUUGUAUGGUACACAGCGUUGGCACAUGAUAGUUUACUCCAUGUAUUACUCAAUGCCUCUACCUGCAUCAAUUUUGCAUGUGCAGUGCACUUAUGAAAAUAACUUUUCAAACUGCUGCGGGAGAUACAAUAAACUGCAUGCUUAAGCUAGGGGAAUGACUGUUUAGAAAUUUUGAGGUAUAAGGCAAUGCUCGGUAGCAAGCACCUUAUGCUCUGUUUUGAUGUCUCUUCUGUCUGGCAAGAGAUUCGGACCUCUACCAGCUCCAUGACAUCAGUCCCAAAGCCUUUGAAAUUUCUCCGGCCACAUUACGGAACACUGAAAGCAUAUUAUGAGACUAUGGGUGAUUCAGAUUUGAAGAAAUACUUGGCUGAUAUCCUCUCUGUCUUGGCCCUGACCAUGUCCGCUGAGGGUGAACGGGAGAGCUUGAAGUAUAGAUUGCUGGGUUCCGAGGGUGAUAUUGGUUCAUGGGGCCAUGAAUAUGUCAGGAAUUUGGCGGGAGAAAUUGCACAAGAAUAUGCAAAGCGACAGAGUGAAGAAGCUGGAAUUGAUGAUCUGAUGGAGCUUCACAAUGCUGAACCUGAAGCAGUGGACCUUUUGAUGGAGGUGGAAGACCUCGAUCUUUUGAUUGAGCAUGCGGACAAUACUAACUUUAAGAGAACCUGUCUCUACCUCACCAGUGCUGCAAAAUACCUUCCCGGUCCUGAUGAUUUGUUAGUCUUGGAUAUUGCAUAUAUGAUAGACAUAAAAUUUGAGGAGUAUGCAAACGCACUUCAAAUUGCCUUGUACCUUGACAACCUACAGUAUGUGAAGCAGGUUUUCACUGCCUGUGAUGAUGUCCUACGGAAGAAGCAAUUUUGUUAUAUCCUGGGUCGGCAGGGCAUAACUUUUGAGCUGGAUGAAGAGAUGUGUGCUGAUGAUGAGGAAAGAUAUGCAAUGCAAGACAUCAUUAACAAUGCAAAGUUGAGUGAAGGUUAUCUUGCACUUGCACGUGAUAUUGAAGUCAUGGAGGCGAAAUCUACUGAAGAUAUAUAUAAGGCAUACUUACUUGAUGGCCGGGCUAGUGCUGGAGCUAGUGUUGAUUCUGCACGACAAAAUUUGGCUGCUACAUUUGUCAAUGCAUUUGUAAACGCAGGCUUUGGUCAGGACAAGUUGAUGACUGUUCCAUCUGACGCCGCAACUGGGGGUUCCUCUGGAAAUGGGCUUUUCAAGAAUAAAGAGCAUGGGAAGGCUAGUGGUGCAGCAAGUCUGGGCAUGAUUUUGUUGUGGGAUGUUGAUUCUAGUCUUGCUCAAAUCGACAAGUAUUUCCAUAGCAAUGAUAACUAUGUGAUUGCUGGUGCUCUAUUGGGAGUUGGAAUCGUCAACUGUAGCGUGAAAAAUGAUUGUGAUCCCGCUUUGGCUCUUUUGGCUGAUUAUGUAGAUAAGGAAGAUCCUUUUAUUCGAAUCGGUGCCAUUAUGGGCUUGGGAGUUGCAUAUGCUGGAGCUCAAAAUGAGCAGAUACGUGGGAAACUGAUGCCCAUACUUGGCGAUUCCAAAACUCCACUCGACGUAGUAGCUUUCACUUCAAUUUCCUUGGGAAGUGAGGCAGAGUUGCAGGAUCCUCUUACAAAAAUUUUGCCACUUGGUCUUGGUCUGUUAUACCUUGGGAAGCAGGAAAGUGUAGAAGCUACAGCUGAGGUCUCAAAGACAUUUAACGAGAAGAUCAGAAAGUACUGUGAUAUUACCCUACUUUCUUGUGCCUACGCUGGGUCAGGGAAUGUUCUGAAGGUUCAAAACCUCCCUGGGAAUUGUGCUCAGCAUUUGGAGAAGGGUGAAAACUACCAGGGACCUGCGGUGCUUGGAAUAGCAAUGGUGUCUAUGGCUGAGGAAUUGGGACUUGACAUGGCAAUUCGAACUUUGGAGCAUCUUUUGCAAUAUGGGGAACAGAACAUCCGGCGAUCAGUUCCUCUGGCUCUUGCCCUUCUAUGCAUAUCGAAUCCAAAGGUCAAUGUGAUGGAUACGCUAAGCAGACUUAGUCAUGACACGGAUUCAGAAGUUGUAUCAGCUGCAAUUAUUUCCCUUGGGCUGAUAGGUGCCGGGACGAAUAAUGCACGAAUUGCUGGCAUGCUUCGCAAUCUUUCGAGUUAUUAUUACAAAGAUGCCACCCUUCUUUUCUGUCUAAAGGCCAAAGCUGCCAAUUUCAGUUUUCCGAAGGGUUUAGACUUUAGACAGCAUACCCUCUCUCCGCGCCCCCAUCCCCCCACCCUCGACUAGAGCAAGAGAGUCGGGUACCCUGGCCAUCUUCCUCCCAUCCCGCAGUUUAGAGUGUUCGAGACUCUUCCUUCUGCGUCAGUCAUUCUUUCCUCUCGCUUCUUCGGUUAGUAUCUUAUGUCGCUGGAAGAAGGAGUUCUGAGGAAUUGCCCUCCUCUCAUAGUAAGUCCCAGUUUCAUUCCUCGUGCUUGUCUUUCUGCAGAAUCUCGUUUUUGUUCUGCGUAUUUGAAAAUUUGAAUGCUAUGCACACAUAGAAAAAUGAACUGGCCAUGUUUUCUUGAUGCGCUGCCCGCAACCUUCAGAUGUUGCAUAGGCGCGUUCGCAUAUGGAUUUUCCCAUUGUCUUCUCUUCUUAGCUUUUUUAAAUUAUAAGGGAAGGUCAAUAUAAUUUUGACUGUUGA